CCGUCGAACGAAUUAGACCUCUUUCCAAAAAAUAAUUUUUAUUUAAUUUUUUUUUUUUUUUUGAUAAAAAUGCCUGUUGACGAACAAAAUAUUUUCUCGUUGCGCUCAAAUGGCGUCUCCGCUGUCGGUAUUCGUGACCAAUAUGCCGACGGAAAAGCUGCUCGCGUUUGGGAACUUUUCAUCGGCGAUCAGCAAUCCCGCACGAAAACUUACCGCAAAUUUUUGACAGAUUUGUUGCGCAAAAAUAACUGCAAACGAAUUUUGGAUGUUGCAUGCGGAACGGGAGUCGAUUCCGUUUUGCUGUUGGAAGAAGGAUUUGAAGUCGUUUCCAUCGAUGCGUCAGAUAAAAUGUUGAAACAUGCUUUAAAUAAACGCUGGAUGAACCGCAAGGACCCGAAAUUCGAUAAAUGGGUGAUCCAAGAAGCCAAUUGGCUGACACUUUAUGAGGAUAUUCAAACAAUUAUCGAGAAGGAGGGUCAUUUUGAUGCCGUUAUGUGCUUAGGCAACUCGUUCGCUCACAUGAUGGACAAUUACGGGGAUCAACGGGAACAAAAACACGCAAUUGCCAACUUUGAAAAGUGCUUGAAGCCGGGUGGUUUGCUGUUGAUCGAUCAUAGAAAUUACGAUUACAUCUUGGAUACUGGAUCAACGCCCACAAAUUGCAUCUAUUACAACAGCAACCAUAAAAUCGAUAUAAAAACUUCAGUCUUGUAUGUCGCUGGAAAACCCGAUACCGUUACUCUUGAUUACGUUAUUGACCUCGAAAAUGGAGAUGUCAGUGACUUCCGUUUAUCGUACUACCCACAUCGCUUAGAGGUCUUCCGUAACAUCUUAAAAGAAAUUUUUGGACAUGCGGCGAAGAGCAACAUCUACGGCGACUUCCAACCUUUGGAUGAAAUCGUCGAUCCAGCAUUCUACAUUCACGUCAUCGAAAAACUUCACUAGAUUUCAUGAUAAAAUGUUCAAUUUCGUUGUUUGGAAUAAAAAUUUCUUGCUCAAGAAACUU
This is a messenger RNA of Culicoides brevitarsis, 1006 nucleotides long. Its product is annotated as glycine N-methyltransferase. Gene Ontology annotation, molecular function: glycine binding; glycine N-methyltransferase activity; identical protein binding. Gene Ontology annotation, biological process: regulation of gluconeogenesis; one-carbon metabolic process; protein homotetramerization. Gene Ontology annotation, cellular component: cytosol. Bases 70 to 945 code for a protein of 291 amino acids. The record is from RefSeq and is a predicted model, not a curated record. Lineage: Eukaryota; Metazoa; Arthropoda; Insecta; Diptera; Ceratopogonidae. The transcript has 5 exons.